Molecule: messenger RNA, 2163 nt
Organism: Botrytis cinerea B05.10
Lineage: Eukaryota; Fungi; Ascomycota; Leotiomycetes; Helotiales; Sclerotiniaceae
Exons: 1
Coding region: 501-2069 (522 amino acids)
Source: RefSeq, a predicted model, not a curated record
GCUGUCUUUCCAUCACCAUCUCUAUCUCAACCGCCAUCCUUAUUUCUAUCACUAUCUUAAUUUCUAUCGAUAUUUACAUAUCCCUAGGUUCCUCCAUUUCCAUUUCCAUCGUCGUAUUUAUAUCUAUCUCUAUCGCACAUCGUCUAUCGCGAAACAAAAUUUCUCCUAUAUUGUGUUGUCAGUACCUGCUGCUUGGAACAAUCCCGCCUGUGGUAAUCUUUCAGUAUCUGCUACAUAGAACAACCCCGCCUGUGGUAGUCCUUCAGCAUCUGCUGCUUAGAACAACCCCGCUAGUGGUAGUCCUCCAGCAUUUACUGCUAGAAUAACCCCGCCAGUGAUAGUCCUUCAGCAUUUACUACAACUAUACCUUAUUUCGCCAAGAGUCAAGGCUGCUCUAUAGCCUGGGUGGGCUGGGAAUCACACGUGAAGUGUGGGCUGUCAUUUUCAAAUUAAAUUGUCCUUUUACUGUGCUUGUUACUAAUUAUAAUUACAGGCAAAUCAUGUCGAACCCCACUAAGAUUCUGAUUGACAAAUUCAAGCUACAACGAGUCCUCCGCGAGAGAGUGUUUGUGAAAUGGAAAGAUGAAUCAGGUACAUCCUGCACACUAGGUUCUCGUUCAAAUCGUAACGGGCAGGAUCUCAAUUUUUUUAUGGAGGCGUACUACAAUGCAGAAGGACAUAUUCACAUUCACUUCACUCUUCAAAUAUCUAUUAUACUUGGAGGGAAAAAGCAGGACAUAGAAAUGGUAUUGGUUGUUCCUCCAGAUGCCAAUUUUGCAGAUGCUUUUAAGCCUUGUUCCGUGUCGAAUAUCGAUGAUUUAUCUUUUGACGACGUUUCUGCUAUCCACGAUGCUAAAAUCAGCGAUUCGCUAUAUGUUAUCUGUAUACAAUUCGAUCUAAAUGCGAAGGGGUUUAUCGUUAUGGAGAAGAAACCUAAUGAGAAUAUCAAACCUCGGACUAAAACCUCAGCAAAAUUGCUUCUUGCCCUUGAAUCUCUUUCUAAUACGACAAUCUUCACUGUAUACAUCAAGCCAAAUAGUUAUGCGCUAGUGGGCUUAGAACAACUUCAUAAACGCUUAAGCAAUGCUCCCAUCGAUACACACAAAACAAGCACGAAGGAAACAUACAUUGAACAAGUGCCUGAAUUAGUGGAAUGGAAAUCACUACCACCGGCAUAUACCGAGAAUCGUGUGCAGGUUCCCCGGUCACCACCGAUUAUUCUCGAACAGAAAACGCCACCACCCAAUCUUAGCGAAGUGGCGAUUGCAGAAACACCAGGUCGGAUCUCAACUGUCCCAAAUUCUCCGACUGUCCCGAACUACCCAACUAGUUCACCGUCUACAUCGGUGCAUGGCAUUUUCUCUCCUAACUGUGAGGAGUUGUCAGAUGGUGAAAUAGACUUCGACAAUAUCGAAAAGGACAUCGAAAAGGACAUCGGAAUAGACUUCAAUGUGGAUUCAGAUGAGGAACAGCUCGCUAAGGAACAAUUUGCCCAGUUGAAUCCUAGAGAAUUGGACAAACAAUCCGACCAUAAUUUAGAAGCAUCGCAGAUACUUAGCUCGAGAUUAGCAAGAUGGUUAGAAGCGGCACUACUGGUAAACUUGGAUAUUAACAACCACACACAUUUAACUACCAAAUUAUCAACUCUGGCUAGUUGCAUCCGUACAUCAAAUACUAGUGCAUUUGAUACUACCUUGUGCUGGUGCUCUGCAUUGUUUUUCUACGACCCACUGGAUUCCGAUUCCACCAAUACCCUCGGGCUAUGGGAGAAAAGAAACUUAUGGCUCAUUAAAGAUAUAGCCAGAACGAUUGCAUGGGCCGAUAAACUGCGCUAUAAUGCCGAGAUAAGUUCGUCGUUGGAUCAUUUUAUGAAGCUGGGCAACGCUGCUCGUACUGCUGCUCUAGACCCUUGUAACAAGAGCGUUUAUCUUAGACAAAAAAGUCUUUUCCUUACUUAUGUAUUAGUGGAGUCUGGUAAGUCGGGUAGUAUUAGUCAAGAGAAUAGUAAAUCUGUUUCUCGAAAAAGCUUGGAAAUUGAUAGCAAUGCGUCGAAGCGAGUAAAAAUGUAAUUUAUACAAGAUCAAUCUGGAAACUCGAAAAAAACACUUUGGGGUACAAAACGCUGUUUAAUCUCCCCGUCAAAACAAGACCCAAUCAAUUCCA